AUGUCAUUCAGAACAGAGGUUGCAUUAGCUGUUUUGCAAGAGCUGAUCCCCGAAGAAUCCAGGAAAUUACAGGCAUUGGUUAAUGGGUACAAUGAUGGCAGUGUUUAUGAGCGAAAUUCGAAAAUAUUGCUUAAAAAAAUAUUAGAAAGAGUUAUUCAUGACUGUGAUAGUAAGCGUAUGUUGGAAUAUAAUGAUGACAACUGUCAAAUCACGCAGAACAGAAAGAAAAGUAUUGGGAUUCUAUAUAAUAAUAAAAAAACUAUUGCCCAAAAAACUAUGCUAGAUUUAUAG
Messenger RNA from Debaryomyces fabryi, 291 nucleotides. RefSeq lists its product as uncharacterized. The transcript has a single exon. The record is from RefSeq and is a predicted model, not a curated record. The coding region runs from base 1 to 291 and encodes 96 amino acids. Lineage: Eukaryota; Fungi; Ascomycota; Pichiomycetes; Serinales; Debaryomycetaceae.